AUGGCGGACGAGAAUGUCAGGGAGUGGGCGCCAGUAUGUGUCGCAUCAACAACACGAUACAAUCAGACAGGGCCACUCCCAUCCAAUACAUCACGAGAGUCUUUGGGCGCGUCUUCGCUGGCCCAAGGUCAGUCUGAGGCAGGCCUUGAUGAUAAAACUCGCGGUCGAAAUUCUGAUCUCGGUUAUUUCAAGAACGCCGAAUGGACUCCAGAUGGCACUACUCUGCUGACAGAUUCAGCGGAUCAUUCUAUUAGAACAUGGAUCUUACCACCAGAUCUACUGGAGGAUAAGCCUGUCCACCAGUUGUCCCCAUACUCAACUCUCCCCUCAGCUGAACCGACCUAUGCUACUGCAAUCUAUCCAUUCUACAAUCUUCAAGAUCCAUCCACUACUCUAUUCCUCUCAUCUGUUCGGGAUCAUCCAAUCCGACUAUCUUCGGCCCUGGCCCCAGCAUCAGUGGCUAGUUAUUCCUUGGUGAAUCCGAUGACAGAAGCAUUCAUAACUCCACACUCAAUGAUCUACCCAUCUACUCUUGGUGGCACCCAUUUCCUCACAGGAUCAGAUAGCCUGAUUUGUCUGUUCGACGUGUCUCGAACGGGAGCCCAGGGCCCCGUAUCCUCCAUGCCAACUAUACCCAGCAAGCGCAAGCAGAUCGUCGGCGGUGGUAUUGGCAUGAAGGGUAUAGUUUCAGCGUUGGCGUUGAACCCGAGUGGAGACGGAAUCCUUGCUGCGGGCACUUUCACCAGACAUAUUGGACUCUACAGCUCAAAUGGCUCCGGUGAACUCCUUGGGACUUUUAGCGUCGCAAAGACACCAGCGAACGCUGAUAUUGGAGGCCGAGGAGUCACACAACUUGCAUGGAGCCCCUGUGGUAGGUAUCUCUACAUUGCUGAGCGUAAGAGUGAUGGCAUCUUGGUUUAUGAUGUCCGUGUCACAGGUCAAAUGCUUGGGUACUUGCGCGGGCGCAAGGCUUUAACCAAUCAACGCAUGAAAAUUGAUGUUGUUUCAUCUGGCCCCGAUGGAUCUCAUGAGGUUUGGGCUGGUGGUACGGAUGGGUUUAUGAGGGUUUGGAAAAGCCCCGAACACUGUAUAGGGGGCAAGGAUCCCGAUUGGGAAUUCAAGGUUCAUGAUGGUCAGUUUUCACUCUCUUCCCGUCCAUCCUUAUUUUUGACCUUCAACGUGAUGUGGAUGGCAGUGCUGACAUGUAUCCAAGAUGCCGUAACGAGUUCGAUCUUCCACCCUAUGGGAAGUGUUGUUGCGACUUGCUCUGGACAACGACAUUUCGACCUAGAUCAGGAUUCCGACGAAGACAUCUCCGGAAAGGACGGCAGGCAGAUUGACAAUUCCCUCAAGGUCUGGUCAAUGCCAUUUCUGACUGAGAGGGAUGGAAAUCUUGAUCCACAACCUGCUAUCUAA
Messenger RNA from Penicillium paradoxum, 1416 nucleotides. RefSeq lists its product as uncharacterized. Lineage: Eukaryota; Fungi; Ascomycota; Eurotiomycetes; Eurotiales; Aspergillaceae. The coding region runs from base 1 to 1416 and encodes 471 amino acids. Gene Ontology annotation, molecular function: protein binding. The record is from RefSeq and is a predicted model, not a curated record. The transcript has 3 exons.